Candidozyma auris is the source of this 1092-nucleotide messenger RNA. RefSeq lists its product as uncharacterized. Gene Ontology annotation, cellular component: nucleus. The transcript has a single exon. Gene Ontology annotation, biological process: rRNA processing. Bases 1 to 1092 code for a protein of 363 amino acids. Lineage: Eukaryota; Fungi; Ascomycota; Pichiomycetes; Serinales; Metschnikowiaceae. The record is from RefSeq and is a predicted model, not a curated record.
AUGGGUUCAAAGCGGAAGAAACAGGAAAAGAAGAAAGAUUUCCAAAAAACCAAGCUCAAAGUUGGCAAGACAGCUCGCAAGCCGGAUAAUUACACUGACACAUCUUUCACUGCAAAGUCUAUUUCGCUUCCUAAUCAGUCUGUCACCAAGAAAGCCACAAGACCUGCUUCCACAAAGGGUGAGGUGGACUUGAGCCACCACUUGUCAUUGACUAAACAUCAUAGCGCCCAAACUAGAAAGGAGGUCCUAGGAUUCAUUGAAAGCCAUCUCCCCUCGAAUCCAUCCAUUUACAAGCAAAUUAUCAGCUCCACCGUUCCUCUCAUCACUGACCAAAGCCAUGAAGUAAGACUGGCCCUUAUUUCGCUAUUACGGGCGUGUGCCCUAAGGCAAAGUGGUUUGUUGGAAUUGCACAUGAGGGCAAUAGUGUUGUUCCUAAACUCUGCCAUGACGCAUAUCCAGCCUGACAUUAGAGCGACCUCGACUUCAUUACUAGCUACGCUUGUGGAUCUCUCGCCACAGCCGCUUGUCAAGGGUUACUUCGUGAAGCUCAUGAAAAGUUAUUUUUCUCUCAUGUCGUGGCCUCUUGGAGGAGACCAGCAAUCCGUGUCCCUCGCUGUGAAUACGACUGGGUCAUUAGGAAGCGGGAAGAAGUCGAGAGCAAAGCAUAUUCGCAUUCUUAGUCAGUUCCUUGAAGCAGCCUUAUUCGAACUAGAGACCCCUGCAUCAUCAAUGUCGACCGAUUGGUCUCUGGUCAUUCUACCACAUCCCUCAACACCAUGUUACAUGAUGCCUCAGGUGCCACAAUCCUAUUUUCAUUACAAGCUAUUCAUUGACGAAAUACCCUCCUCAACUUCAUCUUCUAUGAGCUCUGAGGAUGGCAAAAUAUCUCUACGAGAAGCAGAAUCAAUGUCCACUGAUGACAUCGAUGCAAGAAGAAAAAUUAUGAUGGAUGUUUUCCACAAGGGCUUGCUCAAGAAUUUGCAAAGCGCUGUAAAAGAAGGUGGUGAAAUUGGAGCUGAAGCAAACACUUGCAUCUCAACGAUUCAUAAAAUUCAGGCACCCAUUGACUCAGCUAAUCAGAGCCUUUUAUAG